CAUUGAUAUCGCUGAAACGCGAGGAAAGGAAGGAGCCCCGACCGCGUAACGCGACUCAACAGUUGCAGUAAAAGGAGCCGCACCAGUCGCGCCGCGCCCGCCGCCCCGAGCGACCGCCACCGCCACCAGCACCACCCGCCGCCGCCGCCACCAUGCGCCACCUGAUGUCGCUCGUGCUGCUGCUGCCGUACGCCGCGGGCAGGCUGCUGCCGCCGCCGCGCUACCCGCUGUACGCCAGCGCGUCGGGCGAGGAGUACGAGCCCUACGCCGUGGCCACGCUGCCGCUGCACGCGCCGCUGCCGCUGCUGCAGCUGGUCUCGCCCGCCCCGCGCGCGCGCCCGCGCCGCCCCGCUCGCCGCCCGCGCCCCGACCAGGAGCUGUACGCGCUGGAGGCCUCCCAGCCGCAGCGCGCGUACGAGCCCGUGCGCUACGAGGCCGUGUACGAGCCCUACGAGGAAUACGAGGAGUCGUACGAGGCCGACACCAAGCACAAGGCGCGGGACCAGUACGAAGACGAGGCCUCCUCGGUGGUGGUGUACGCGCGCCCCAACAAGCACGGCGGCUUCUCGUACCGCAAGCCGGCCGUGCCCACCCCCGCGCCGCCGCGCCUGCUGCCGGAGACGCGGGAACCCGUCAUCAUCAGGAUCCACAAGUACCGGGUCAUUCACUAACCCUGCAACUUUUGGGCCUAACAUGUGACCUACGACAUAUCGGUGAAGAAAAAUAGACAAAUAUCAACCUUCCCCUUUCAACCAUCGCACCGCAAGACACCGGGUGGGUUUUCAUCCCUACGUCGUUGAUGUCCCUAUGGACUCAUACAAAUGCUUUGCAUCUUUAUCAUACACAUGGCUGGCGUUUGGCUCUUCUAUCUUGCAGUCUUUAAGCAUGAGUGAAUGGGCAUAUUCUAGACAGGCGCCCCAUCUUAGACUUCAUCUACACUUACCAUCAGAUGAGAUCACAGUCAAACGCGAUCUUGUCUAAAAAAAAUACCAAUUGCAGCGGAACCGGAAGUAGUACUAUAUCUUUUAUUGCGAUUGGGUCGAAAGAAAUGGACAAUGGUAAUAGAUUUUGACGACCUCCGUGGCGCAGUGGUAUUCAGGGUGGAUCUACCAGACGAAGGUCCUGGGUUCGAUCCCAGGCUGGGCCGACUGAGGUUCUCUUAAUUGGUGCAGGUCUGGCUGGUGGGAGGCUUCAGCCGUGACUAGUUAUCACCCUACCGGCAAAGACGUACCGCCAAGCGGGUUAGCUGGUCAACUUUGUCUAUUUCUCUUCACAACAUAUAUCAUUGGUUGCACGUCAGACCUACUAGAGCUCAUUGUUAACAUGUAUUACUUUGAUAUAUAAAAACUAUUCGAAAAGUAUAUCUGCGCUUCACAUAAAUUAACUAGGGACAGCUAUUUAAUUGCACGGAAGCAACGAAAGUGUAGCUGGCGCGCAGUCAGUGUAUACAUAACUAGCUGCUCGUGUUAGUAACGCUGACAGUAUUUCAGAUUGGUCUGCGCCAUACAGCUAAUACGUCAGUAGUGUAAUCAGUAAAAUAUAUUAGCACAACAGUAUAGGCGGACAGCUAGCGACGGACAGACUUUGAAAGUUUGUCAGUAUACGCUCCUUUACCUUAAGUAAGUAAGUAUGAUGAGUUUCGACCGUGCUCACUGCGGAAGGUAGCAGGCUUCAGGGGUCCAGGCUAAAACCAAAGAUUUUAUACUAUUACACAUGUCACUAACGCGUCGAAACUGAGGCGAACAAAGGUGGAUAAUUGUCUUAAUUUCUAAAAUCUGUUUAUCAUAUAUAAUAUUUAAUGUAAGUUAACGAAAAAUUAUAUGUGUGCGCUCAGUGGAGUCGCUAAAUUCGGCGGUCUGGCUGUCGCUGGCUCUUACACUAUAAAGGACUACUAGUAGUGUAGUACAUAGCUGCGGGUACUAUGUCACGGGAAUACAUUGUCUACAUGUUUGUUGCACAUUGAAAUUCACACUGAUGUUUGAAAAAUAUUACUGACUCACUUUACAUUUAUAUAUAAGUAGGAAGGUAUUUAUUUUUCGUAGAAAGUAAGAUACAGUUUAUAUUAUUCAACGUUAAGUACACUCCAAUGGCUUUAAUAAAUAUUAUAUAAUUUCUAUAAUGAAAGUUCGAAUGUACGAGUGACAGUUAUAGAGGUUUUUAGCUAUUAUAUUUUAGUUUUACUUAUAUUUUGUAAAUACAUACAAUUUCUUACGUU
Messenger RNA from Bicyclus anynana (squinting bush brown), 2215 nucleotides. RefSeq lists its product as uncharacterized. The record is from RefSeq and is a predicted model, not a curated record. The coding region runs from base 153 to 671 and encodes 172 amino acids. The transcript has 2 exons. NCBI's taxonomy places the organism in Eukaryota, Metazoa, Arthropoda, Insecta, Lepidoptera, Nymphalidae.